AUGCGCCGUCGCGUGUAUGCGCCGUGUAUGCAGACGCCGCUUUCUUUUGCGCCGAGUCCGUUUGCGCCAAAUCGCUUUGGGUUGUUAUUUCAAACUUUUAUUUUUUCGCUCUUUUCUAUCAUUUUUUGUUGAUUGUGUAGUACAUAUUCAUAUACAACUCUAAUAAUUUUCGCGCCAUCUGUUAAUAUGGACUUUUCUGCCGCAUUUUCGAAAAAACUCGAACUAUUGUUCCAAGAAAAUGAGUUCAACGUUACGAAAAACGAUUUUCUGCUGUUUCACGUCUGCUAGAAUUGAAACUUUGCCUUACCUAACGCAGAAAAUUUGCAAUCACAAAAAAAAUUCACUCAAUAUGUCGUUUAAAGCAAUAAUUUUUUUUUAUCCAUUCUCUUUUCCUUACGUUUUCUGUAUUUUUCGAAAUCAGAAAAGCAUAUUUGCUUUUUUAUUUUUACUUUGAAAAGAAAAAAGGGGAAAAAAUAUUUUACCUGGACCAAAGUGGACCUAAAACUCAUCAUUAACGGAUGGCGCGAAAAUUAUUCGAGUCGUAUAUGAAUGUGCAGUAAACAAUUAUUAAAAAAUAAUAUAAAAAGAGCGAAUAAAUAAAAGUUUGAAAUAACGGCCCAAAACGAUUUGGCGCAAACGGACUCGGCGCAAAAGAAAGCGGCGUCUGCAUACACGGCGCAUACACGCGACGGCGCAUUGCGGGCUGGCGCUCAAUUUGAACGGCGCUCUUGGAAUCGGCGCUUUUGUCCUAUACUCACACUUUUUAGGAAUAGCACACUUUUUGCACUUUUCACAGCAUUAUAAAAAAAAUCGAUAAAAUAAAAAUGCAGUCAUUCACUGAAGUCUUAAUAGAAGUGAUAUUAAACUUACCAGAGUGAAAAAUGUGAAAAGAAAAUUGUAAUGAAACGUUUCUCCUAAAAUACCGUUAAAUAAACUCUGCUUAUUUUUCGAAGUCAGAAAAAAAAACGAAGAAAACAGGAAGAAGUUGCUUGAGAGCUGUUGGGAAACGAAACGAGCGGCAUUUGGCGUAGAAACAGAUCCUGAACGGACACAGGCCAUUCGCCGCGUCACGCAUCGAUCCGCGGCUCUUUUGUCUUCACGUCCAUUUGUCGUCCUUGCCCGAAUCAACGUCUUUGUCCACGGUAAAAGGUUUUUUCCCGAGUACACGCAGUCUACGGAACGCUUUAAUUUGAUUUUGAGGUCAAUCAAAUUAAAAAUUCAUUUGAGAUGUUUUUCAUUUUUUUAUAAAGCUACUUUCAUUGAAAAAAAGAAAAACGUCCAUCAUUUAAAUGUUGAUAAAAAGACUCAAAUGUUUUUCUCAAAAAAAUCGAAAACAUGAAAUAAUGUGGAAAAACGCAAAAACCCAUGAAAGAGCAUCAUAAAAUUCUAAAAUAAUCGCCCUCGAACCCAUAAGGUCUCCUCAUCGCCAGCUGGGGACAAAAAGUAUUACGGAGAGUUAUAAACUUUUUUCGUGUACUAAUUCGCGCAUCGUGUAGAAAUAUCGUCAAAAAUUUUCUCAUUCCGGUGGUGAUUAAACUGCAAUGUGUUAUUUAAUUUCAGCCAUCUGGCAGUACUGUAGACGAAUAAGUGAACCAGAAACAAAAGCAAAAUAAUUUUUUUUCAAAGAUAUUCUCCAAAAAAAUUCUUGUUUUAUUCGUAAUCAUGGAAAAAAAGCUAAAACUAUAUAUUUUUCUUGAAAAAUUGAGAUUCAUGACUCCUGAUAAAAUUUUUUUGCUAAUUUGAUGUUAUUUGGAAUUAUGACUUGUAUAGUUUAAACUUUUUCUGAAAAAAAUUUUAUAGAGAACUUUUUCCAAACUUCUUCAAACUCAGAGAGAGACUUUGACUGUAGAAAAAAAGCUGGAAACUUUAAUAAACGGUUUGUGUGGAGCGCAAUGUCAAAUAAUAAGAGUUGUUUCAUGGUUUUUACAAGUCAAAAAAAAAAUUUCGCGGCUCGAUCCAUUGUUGAGUUUGUGAAAAAAAAAACAUUCACUGAGACUUUUGAGCAUCCUUUUUUUGUUCACAAAAUCUUUUUUUAACCAAUAACCACCACAAAAUAUUCCCUCACAUUAACGGCAAAUUGUCUUGAACGACCUAAAAACGUAAAAUUCACGAGAGAAAAGCCAAAACGCAGGAGCUUGACCUUGGCAGCGGGGUGGCUGUCUGACCGCUUUUGCAACUGCCCUCUGUUUUUAUUUAAUCAGCCAUACGAAAAGCCUCGUUUUUCUGUCUGCUUGCCAGCCGGAUGAAAGAAAUACGUGAGAGGGAUGGGAGGACGCCGUAGAAUACACUAGGCAUCGAUUUGCUUUGGGAUUGCUCAUCGUGCCCUUGCGCGUUCAUUAGAAAAGAGACAACGGAAAUGACGACAGGAUUCUGCCUUGAAUAGAAUUUCGAAUAAUAACUUUCCCUGACCACCUUGUUUUUUUGAGAAGCCAAAAUAUCAAAAAAAUGUAUUUAUGAAAAACAAAAAAAUUGAAGUAUUGCAUCAUUCAUUAAACAAUGACCUACACAAUAAAAAAAUAACAGUUUUUUUCAAGCAAGAUUACGUGUUCUUUGUACCGGCCUCACAGAACUAUUUUUUACUCGGCCACAAGUUAUUCCGGAUGAAUUGAAUGCAUUUAUAGCCUGUCAAAACUCCAAAAUCUCAAAAACUUGAAAAAUCCUAGUGCAUAAAUUUUCAGGCUUCUUUCAGAAUAAUUUUUUCUCACGGUUCCCAUCAAAAAUUCAGUUAGCGGUCAAGCAAACAGCGUAAAAAUGUCAUCUUCGACAAUUUUUUUAAUUUUUUUCGAUUCGCUGCUACUUUGCUUUUCAAAAGAAAAAAAGUGAAACAUUUUUGUACAGUUUAAUGCUAAUAGUGCCCUAAUCGUGAAUACAUAUAUUUUUUCCCGUUAUCGAUGUAUUAAUUUUGUUAACUGUGAUUUUGCAAAGAGGUCAUAGUGGAGAACAGUUUGAUUCAAGAAGUGGUUUUUAUCCUUCGCUCAAUUAGAAAAUGUUCGGUUAUCCCCCGCAGAAACAUGAAUUACUUGUCCUUUUUCCAAAACUUCUCUGCAAAUGCUGUUCUUCUCGCGUUUUUUUUUUCUUGUCGUCAUAUAAAGGUUAUCGUUGCCCCAUCUUUUCUCCUUUCUAACAUUUCUAUCGUAAGAUCGACAUUUUGGUAAUUAAAGGUUGCGAUGGGGGACAUGGGAACGCUUUAAUACGAGCGGUACACAGACGUCAGGACGAGCUUUCGUGUUGACCGCCGAGGUCCUCUGACAGAUCGCCAGCCUCAGGUCAGUCAAGUGCAUCGUUUAUGACGGAUUGCCACCUUCUGUGCUUUACGUAGUGAUAUUUGUCUGAAACACUUCCAACCUUCAGAAUCUGGAAACUUAAUUUUUUUUUAUGUUUUGGUAAAAAGAAAAAAGCUCUAGUUUGAGAAAUAUUCAAAUUUUUUUGAGUAAGUGGCAUUCAAUAAUUAUCCCCGUAAAGUUGACACAGCAUUCAAAAGGCUCAUUAGAAGAUUAGCAUUCACUGUGUGAAGAAAAGAUAGUUUGAACGUUUUCGAACAUUUUAUGUGCAAAAAAUAGUCUGUUUCAAUGUUUCAAAAAGGAGGUUCUGAACAGACAACUUUUUUUUAAUAAAGAUUUUUUUGAUAUAAAGUUCUCAUUUCAUCGAUUUAUUCAAAAAAAUUCAAUAUAUAUAUGCAUUUGAAUAGACAUUCUAAAUUUCAGUCAAACAGAGUCAUUUUUACUUUUUCUCAUCUCACCGAAAAAAACCUCUUAAAAAAAUUAAUAAGAAACUUUAAAUAAAACUAACAGUAACCCUUUGAAAACGUGGCGCAAUAUUACAAAAAGAGGUAUUGCAAAAGUUGCAACAAAAAGGCUCACGAGACACGUUUUGUUACAAUAGUUGGAAGGAUAAAGGCUCGCGGAUAAGGCCUUUCUGAGAACUGGCGCAACAUUACAAAAAGGAAACAGAGAAAUGGCAAAAGUUACGAACAAAAAGGCUCGAAAGGCACAACCCUUUGCAAUAGUUGGAAGGAUAAAGGUUUGCGGAGGCUGCGUGGACGCGAAGUGGACAACAGGAGACAAAGAGCGUUCGGUUGCUCGAUGUAAAGUUUUCACGCGACGUCCCUCCUUGGCCCUUUCCUCAUUUUGACACAAGUUAGGCGUUUCUUUUGGUCUUGAAACCACCUUUUCCCUUUUAGAACUUUUCGAAACGACUACUUUGACUAGGAAGCCUCUCGCAGCUAUUAAUCAUGGUAGACUAAUGAAACAACUCAAAGAAGAGCCUGUUCAAAAACAUGAGCUGCCAAAAAAGUUGUUCAGAAGUUCACCAAAACAAAGAUUGAAAAUGCUUUUUCUAAGACUAUCAAUUCUGGUGACAACUAUUCUGCGAGAUAUUCUCAUUGACUGAGUUAGAAAAAACAGUUUUUGCUGAAAAAUUCAAGGAGAACUAAUUUGAAAGCCUUCUGAUUCUUUCGGAUUUUCUUAGUACCCUAUGGAUCUGAGCAGACUGUUUUUUUCAAACACUCUUUCCUGGUUUCUCUAUCCUGAAAAUUGAUUCCUCCUCCUAUUUCGGCUAUGCGUGGUUUUUUUGAGAAUGAAUUAAAUUUGAGUUGUAUAGUUUUCUCCAGCAUUUUAUGCUUUCGACUUUUUUAUAACUUUGUUUCGACCCGACUGAAAAAGAAAUCAUACAACUGAUACGUAAUUUCAGAUCAAAUGCAGCUGUUGGACUACUCCGUAUUGAUCUCCUUGUUGGUCGGCAUCAGCGUCUAUGGAAUAGUCAAAUCACGCCUGACAUCUCAAGAAAAUGGAUCAAGAUCGCUUUUAGUAGGCUCCGGGUAAGAAAAUACAGAAGAAACGAGAAUUACAAGUUACUACAGUGCGUCAACCUUCUCCGUUGCCUUGUCGGUCUGCUCAGGCUUCAUAUCCUCUAUUUCGUUGCUCGGGUUUCCUGCAGAGGUGAGUGAAAAUCUCAUUUAUUGAUAACGAAGGCAAAAAAAUGUCGGCACGCUCAAAUAAGGUUAUCUGUAGUCUUCGGAUAACAUCAGAAGUUCGGCGGAACACUUUCUGGUAAAUUUAAUGAUAGUCAUGAACUUUUCAACCAAGGAUUCUUUUGAAGAUAAAAAAAACUUGAACAUUGAGUAGAUAAUGAUCGUCAGAACAUUCACCUAGCACACCAAAGAGUGUUUUGUGAAGUUCUUAUAAAAUCCCCUCUAGGACUAAAGUUUAUCUUUCAAUUCACUCAAAGACACCGCAAAGGACUAGACAUAAAAUACUCAACAAAAAGUUUUGAAAAACUUUUAAAAAAUCAAAUUUUGUCGUUAUAAACCCUUUGUGCAUUAGUAAAACAUUUUUUAUGUACAAAAUUUAAACUCAGGUGUACUCACAAGGAGGUAUGAUCCUUUGGUUCGCUCCGAUGUACGCUUUGUCAUUUCCAAUCGUUGCCUACAUUUUCCUCCCGGUUUUUUAUAAUCUCAAGCUACCGACUAUAUACCAGGUUUCCUUUUUUUUUCCAUUGUAACAACAACUUAAUGAUGAAACUACAGUAUUUUGAGCGCCGUUUCAACUAUGAAUGCAGACUUGCUGCCACAGUUUUGUUUUGUAUACAAGUGAGAAUUUUGCAAAAAGUGUUACCAAUAAACUAAAUUCAAAGAUCCUCCUCUACAAUUCGGUCGCUUUGUAUGCUCCAUCCCUGGCCAUUUCUUCAAUAAUCAAAAUUCCACUGGUUCUUUCCAUAUUUGUAACAGCAGCUCUAUCCGCCCUUUACAUUGGAAUCGUGAGUCUUUCAGAUUUAAACAGCCCACAAAUCUUAUGACUGACUUUGAUUAAUCGACUUUGAAAGCAUUAAAGGGAGGAGCAAAAGCGGCAAUCCACACAUCAGCCCUUCAAAUGGGACUUAUUUUCGUUGCGCUUUGUUUCAUCAUAACGGCGGGCUUACGGGAAACUUCUUUGGCCGAGGUUUUAGAAACGGCCCACGCAGGAAAACGUCUAAUCCUGGACGAGUGAGCAUCAGCCGUUUCGAAAGUAUACCAUCUCUUUUGAGCUUCCGAAUUGAUCCAACAAUUCGUCAUUCGGCAUGGACUCUGGUUCUCGGAGGAGCCGGCAAUAUUCUGAGUCUCUUUGCUGCAAAUCAGUUGAGCAUACAGCGAUAUAUGGCGAUGGAUAGCCUCAAAAGUGCUCAAAGGUUUGAAAGCCCAAAAAGGAAAAAUUUCAAGAAUAUCAGGAGAAUUUAGUGGGUUCUGUAAACCAGAAAAGAAUGGAGUUCAUCGAGUUUGGAAUUCAGUCUUUGGAGCCCACGAAAAACAAAAUUAAGUUUGCUGGGAGAAAAAAGCUCCGAAAUUGUAUGAAAAAGCUUGAGAUCCUGUUGGAUUAUUACCUUUGCUCAAUUUCUUCGAUUUUUGAGGUUGCAGGCCAGGGAUUUUGAAAAAACUUCAUGAAAAUUCGGUAAAAUCUGGACAUUUCCUGCACAAACUCUAAGUGAUUUUAUAAGUGACUUACGGUCUCCGACAUGUAACUUUUUUGAAGUGGACUACUAUCCCCUAAGUCUGUCAUUACCGACUUCUCGAUCUCUCAGUCAAUGUACAGUUCUAGCAAUUCAAUCUCUUUUUGGACUGAACUCAUACCAAAAAAAAAUUUAAAAGUUGAGAUCAAAAAAUUUUUAUAAAUUUUCGAAUAUUUCUGAAACUAAGAACAAAAGUGAGAGAUCCUCUUUCAGAGUGGUCAUGUUGAACAUCUUGUGUAACACAUUGAUCCUCGUUCUUUAUGUUCUGCUCGGGCUGAUAAUCUUUUCUUAUUACAAAGGAUGUUACCCAGCAAACCUGAAUCCAAAUGAGGUAUCAACGGUGUGCUUAAUAAUUGAACAAUUUUUCAAGCUUCUCCCUCAAUUCGUUAUCGACAAUGUUUCUUCUAUUCCGGGCUCGGUUGGUCUGUUUGCGGCAGCCGUUUACAGUGGUGGAAUAAGGUUGAUUUCUACUCUCAAAAACAAGACCUGACUUUUUAAAGCUUCAAGACCAGCCUAUACAAUCUUAGCCAUUUUUACAGCACCUUAUCGGCGUCUUUCAACGCUCUGUCUUCAAUCAUUAUCAACGACGUUCUGAAAGUCUACCGUGAACGCACAGGAAAACCGCCACUCAGCGAAGAAACCAUUGCCAAAGCGUCAAAACUAACUCGUUUUCCAUCUUUGUUUGCUCUGGUUCAAGCUGGAUUUUCAGCGAUUCUGAUCGCCGUCGUUUCGAUCAUUUUAGCUAUAUCCUGCAGCUUUCUGCAAAGCAUCAUUCUUCAGGUCAACACAAUUUACACGCUGACCAGACUCUUUUUAAAAAAUCGAGAAAUCACAUUUACAUGAAAUGCAAUUAAAAUCAAGUCUUUCUCAAUUUGGUACGAUCUUAAGUCAUAAUUUUCGUCAUGGUAAUUCGGAGUCUCAGCUAAAAAUGUCACAGAAACGCUUAAGAAAAACUGUAAUUGAAAAAUGAUAAUUCAGCUCGAAGUUGCAGAUGGCGUUCAUAGUGUUUGGAGCUGGUGGUGGACCUGUUCUAGGGUCCUUCAUUGUCGGCUUCUUUACGAGAUUCGUCAAAGGACGCGCCGCCUUCUCUGGUCUCAUCACGUCCAUCGCGAUUUGCUUCAGUUUCGCCAUCGGAGCCGUCCUUCUCAAAGUGAGCGAUUCUUCUUUUCUGGAAAAAUUUGGUUAUUGGAAAAAAUCGCGCUGAAAAAAUUUCAAAAAAAACUCAUUGCUUACAAGGUAGGCCGUUAGGCUGUGAUGUCAAAAAACUUCAUCAAAGUUCGCAUUAAUGAAUGUCUAAGAAACUCGUCAUAACUGAUUACUUCACUUCAGAGUUUUGGAAUUCGUUUUUGCCACGCCAACAUCGCAUUAAACUCGAGCUUAAAAAUUUCCCCCUUUUUUUAUUUAUUGACUCUCGCUUAUUGUUUAAAAAAUAAAAGAAAUUUCCAAGUUUCACAAAACUGAGAAUAAAAAAAAACGUUUGGCGUGUUGGGUAAAAACUAAAAAGAAAGCUCAAUUCGUUUUUUUUUUUCUUGGAGAGCUACAUCUCUUUCCUAGACGUUUCAUGAGGACCUUAUGACUUGAAUACAUUUUGUAAUCCGAUACAAAAGAGCUCUUUCCAUUAUAUUGUAGGCAGAAUUUGCUGGAAAUCACAUUUGUAUCCAUUUUUCCGGGAAUGACUUCAAGGCUCAAAAGAAUACAAAAGCUCGUGCUUUUUAUAUUUCAUUUCAAAGGUUUCUCAAAAGUCUGAUAAUUUUAUCACAUAUCGGUGCGGUCACGUCAAAAAGAGAAAAAAGCAAAAUUAUAAAAAAAAGAGUGCGCAGAUAAUAGAUUGUGUUGAGACUUGGUUAAAAAAUAGAAUAAAUCAAAUAAAUAUUUCAGUCGAAACCUGUUCCGCUCCCGAGCUACGAGCACUGUUUCAACUCCAAUGCCGAAGAUUUCGAUGAGAGAUCAUUCGGACGUGUUGUUCUUACCCAGUUGUGCGUGAAAAAUCAAAAUUAGUAUUCGGUUGAGAGUUUCAGGCCUUUCGGAUUGGAAUCCAUCUUUUCCAUCUCGUACCAAUACUACAGCGUUAUUGGAGUUGUUACAAAUGUCAUCACUUCAAUUGUUGUUCAAUUGGUGUCGGGUCAGCUUCUCUUGUCAAGCUCACGAAGAUUUUUUGUAUGAUAGUUUUCGGUUGAGAAAUUGAUAAAUUUUCACGAAAAUUCACUUUGAAGUUUUUCAAUUUCAGAUCACGAAUUUUUCUGCACUUUUGCUUUUCAGUCCAGAUUUUCAGCCUCAAAAUCAAUGUAACGAUAAAAAAUUUCUAGCGCUUUCAAAAGCUCUCCCACAAAGCAAAAGGGGAUCAAUUAUUUCUAAAUAGGCGUUCUAGCAACCUCAUUCUGCAAAUUUUCAAGCUCUCACCUGGUUACCGAAAAAAUUAUUUUUCAUUCAAACUUAGGGUAAAAUGUUGACGAUGGGUCACCCUCUGUGCCGUCCAUUUUUGAGACCCGAAACGGCCGCACUAUAUAAUAUCUUUAUUUAUAAAUUUAUUUCCACUGACAAAUUUCAAAAAAAUUUUUUUUGAUAACCUUACCACAACAUUGAUUUUUUCACAUUAAAUUUUCACCCUUCUCACUGUUAUAAUGCUCUGAAUUAUUUAAUAUAUGUUUCAGAUUUUCUAUCUCGCAAAAAAGUCAGUACACCAGUCGAGGAGGUUCUGUUGUCACCAUUCUUGCAAACUCAAAAACCUGAAGAGCUGGAAAAUGACGCCUGA
This is a messenger RNA of Caenorhabditis auriculariae, 9232 nucleotides long. NCBI's taxonomy places the organism in Eukaryota, Metazoa, Nematoda, Chromadorea, Rhabditida, Rhabditidae. The record is from the annotation of a GenBank genome assembly.